AUGCCUUCGGUGGGAGCCAAGCUGCGACUAGUUGUUCCCAUCCUUGGUUAUCUCUACUACCAAGAUGGCAAAGUCCCCAUUGUUGACAGCGACAUGAUCAAGGGUGGCCUGAACCUGGGCAUGGUCAUCGGCCAGGUACUCUUAGGAGUACUAAGUGAUGUCCUGGGACGACACACAAUUUAUGGCAAGGAGCUUCUUCUGAUCAUAUUCGGCACUCUGCUGGUCAUUCUGCUGCCCUGGAAGUUCAUGGCACCGCGGUCGAUUACGGCCUGGAUAGCUGUCUUCGUACUACCCGCUUUCAUCACUUUCUGUAGAGAAAUCACCAUUCGGCACUCACGCCACCCAAGUCUUGACAGUCUUCUCGAAAAUCGGUCUCGGAAAUAUGGCAGCCAGUAUUGUCUUUUUGAUCCUGUUGAAAUCCUUCGAAGGAUCUAUCGCGGCCAAUCAAAAUCAUUUGGAAUGGGUGUUGCGUUUCCUCCUGGGUAUUGGCAUCAUGCCAGCCAUUUCACACUCAAUGCUCGGUUGACUAUUGCGGAGACGCUACCCUACCAGCAAUAUGUCUGCGAUGAGACUACCGGACAAAGGCGAGGUAUCAAGAAGCAAUGGAAAGAUUUCCGAGAUUACUUUGGCCAGUGGAAGCAUGCCAAGGUUCUUUUCGCUACAUCGAUGGCAUGGUUUUCCUUGGGUACCUUCCAGGCUUCUAAGUGGGAAUCUUUGUCCCAGAUCGAAUCGGCCGCGUCCGGCAGCAAUUCCUGGCCUGUGUCGGGCAGGUUCCAUGGUUGUCUUCACCGUCUCCCAGUUCCUCCUGACAGUCGAUCCCAAUGUCACCACAUUCUUAUCCCGGUAGAGGUAUUCCCCACUCGUGUUCGGGGAACUGCACUCGAAAUCUCGGCUGCUGCUGGGAAAUGUGGUGCUAUUUUGACUUCCUUUGCUUUUGGCACGGUCGAGGAUGGUAUCGGGCUAAAUGGCGUUCUUGGACUAUUCUCUGGUGUUAUGUUGCUCACUGCACUGGUAACUUUGUGGAUUCCGGAGAGCAAUAACCAUACGCUUGAGGGUAUUGAGAGGGGGAAUUUAUACGGAAGCAAAGAAGUGUCUGACGGUACGAACAUGGAUUCUUCAAUUACUGGCAGCAUUACGGACAUUCAUGUUGAUGCGACAGCUCAUGGGUCUGCUGAUAAGAUAGUCUAG
This is a messenger RNA of Penicillium argentinense, 1188 nucleotides long. RefSeq lists its product as uncharacterized. Gene Ontology annotation, molecular function: transmembrane transporter activity. The record is from RefSeq and is a predicted model, not a curated record. The transcript has 6 exons. Gene Ontology annotation, cellular component: membrane. Gene Ontology annotation, biological process: transmembrane transport. Bases 1 to 1188 code for a protein of 395 amino acids. Lineage: Eukaryota; Fungi; Ascomycota; Eurotiomycetes; Eurotiales; Aspergillaceae.